AUGACUCGGGUGUGGGGCCUAGGCCUGCUGCUGGCACUGCUGCUGCCCCUGGUUGGCACCUCCAUGCCAGGCACCGUGGUCAGACUCAACAAGGCUGCGCUGAGCUAUGUGUCUGAAAUCGGGAAAGCUCCUCUCCAGCGGGCCCUACAGGUCACUCUCCCGUAUCUCCUGGACCAGAGUGGAGAGACUCUCCAGCCCACUAGGAUCCAGAUUAUGAAUGUCCAUGUGCCUCGUCUCCGCCUGAACUUUGUUGCUGAUUUUGGGGUGCACUUGUUGGCAGCAGCCAAUUUUAAUUUCAAGGUCUUUCGGGUUCCAGAGCCCCUGGAGCUGAUGCUGCCUGUGGUGCUGCUGGCUGACGCCCAUGUGGCCCAAGGGCCCAUCCAGACCCCUGUCGUCAGUAUUUCUGCUUGCUACUCACUCUUCGGCAAUGCCAGUGUGCCUGCUGGCAGCAACAGUACCUCCCCCGCGCUGCUGGUCCUCUUGCAGAAGCACAUUAAAGCCGUCCUGAGCAACAAGCUAUGCCUGAGCGUCUCCAACCUGGUGCAGGGCCUCAAUGUCCACUUGGGCACUUUAAUUGGCCUCAAACCUGUGGGCCCUGAGUCCCAGAUUCGCUACUCCUUGGUCAAUGUGCCCACCAUCACCAAUGACUACAUUUCCCUGGAUAUCAAUGCUGUGCUCUUCCUGCUGGGGAAGCCCAUCGUCCUGCCCGUGGAUACCACCCCCUUUGCGUUGCCACACCAUGCAGGCACCCAGGGCACUGUGGCAACCGUGGGCCUCUCCCAGGACCUGUUUGACUCUGCCCUCCUGCUGCUGCAGAAGGCUGGGGCCCUCAAUUUGGACAUCACAGGGCAGCUGAACUCAGAUGACAACCUGCUGAACACCUCUGCAUUGGGCCGGCUCAUUCCCGAGGUGGCCCGCCAGUUCCCUAAGCCCAUGCCUGUGGUGCUCAAGGUGCGGCUGGGUGCCACGCCCGUAGCCACACUCCAUACCAAAAAUGCCACACUACAGCUGCAACCUUUCAUAGAGGUCCUGGCUGUGGCCUCUAACUCAGCCUUCCAGUCUCUCUUCUCCCUGGAUGUGGUAGUGAACCUGAGCCUCCAGCUGUCUGUGUACAAGGUGAAGCUUCAGGGGACCGCAUCUGUGUUGGGGGAUGUCCAGGUCACCGUGGCCUCCUCCAAUGUGGGCACCAUUGAUAUGGAUCAAGUGCACACCCUCAUAGGCACUGUGUUUGAGAAGCCCCUGCUAGACCACCUCAAUGCUCUCCUGGGCAUUGGGAUUGCCCUCCCCAAUGUGGUCAACCUCCACUACACCUCCGCCAAGGUCUUCGUCUAUGAGGGCUAUGCUGUGGUAUCCAGUGGACUCUCCUACCAGCACUGA
Loxodonta africana (African savanna elephant) is the source of this 1377-nucleotide messenger RNA. RefSeq names its product BPI fold containing family B member 2 (gene BPIFB2). Bases 1 to 1377 code for a protein of 458 amino acids. Gene Ontology annotation, molecular function: lipid binding. The transcript has 15 exons. The record is from RefSeq and is a predicted model, not a curated record. Lineage: Eukaryota; Metazoa; Chordata; Mammalia; Proboscidea; Elephantidae.